UCGACGCCAAACCGGCCGUGUCCCCAACCUCGUUGCUCCCGAAAUUUUCAAGACUUGUUCUUGAUUUAUCCUAUAUAUUCUACCCAGUUGUUGGAAAAUUAUCGAUAUAUACCGAUAUAUAUAUUGAUAUCAUGGGAUUGAAACCACCUGCUGUAAAUAUUCUGUAUUAUGAUGAGCCUUCAGAAGCAUGGCUGCAAGACACGAUAUAUGACUUGGAUCCGUCCAACUUUCCGGAAUGUUCCUAUAUAUUUGUACCAGUCAAAAGAUACCCCGUUAACGAGGAAGAAAGGAUUGCAAUCUUGAGAAAGUUCAAUGCUCCGGAUAUACUCGCUUCAAGAAUGUGCCAUGAGAUCAAUGGAUACUGCGGUUCCAAGGUCUAUUACAAUGAGGAAGAUAAGCUGCGAAGCUACAGCACUUGGUUCCGCUGUCUUGUGAAGAUGAUUCUAGAUGAACCGUUACCGAAUGGCAAAGACUACAAAUGGUAUGAGAUGACAAUCGUAAGCCGCUGGGACUUUAACGGUCAGCGAAGAAUUCUUUGUAUCGACACACCAGACGAUUUUCCACGUCACAUGCAGGAUGCCCUACAGAACAAGGCUCCUGAUUCCAGGGACCCGUUCGCAAUGCAUCUACCUUUGAUGGACCAAAUCGUACGGCUGAACGAUGAGUCGGUCUGGGCUAUCAGGGAUCCAAUCCGAGAAAUCGAAAAGCGACGGCCAACAGCGGGACCUGAUUUCGAGGCGAUGCAUGAAAUUUCGCGACACUCGAUUCAUGUUUCAGAAGUCCUGCAUGUGACUAUCCAAACUUUCGAAAAGCUUUUGGAACAGCAAAAGAAGGUUCACGCGAGAUUGCCUAUCCCACUCGCGGCAGAGUAUUGCGAGCAAGUCAAUGAAUACCUGGACUUUCAAAUCCAGAUGCUGAAAAGUCUGAAAGAGCGGUCAAUAUCCAACUAUUCGAGGUUGAAAAGUGAAAUCACGGUGGCGUAUAAUCGAAUCGUACAGCAAGACAAUAGAGUGAUGAAGUCCAUUGCAUUCUUGACAAUGAUUUUCUUGCCCGCGACCUUCAUCUCUGCUAUCUUUAACACAACAUUCUUCCAGUUUGGAGAAGAUCAGCUCCAAGCGUCCAAGCAACUAUGGAUAUACUGGGUCGUAACGAUCCCAUCGACGCUUAUCAUUGUGGUUUUCUGGCGCUCUCUUCUCAACAGAAACCCACCAGUGACGUGGAAAUCAAUUUGGAACAUGAUAAAAUUCGAUGAGGCACGACAGAAAAGGAGAAAAAUGAUGGAGGAAAAGAAUGCCAUUGUAGUGUGAUGAAUCAUAUCAUUACUCAAUCUCCGUUAGUCAUGCUAGGGAGCGGCGUGGCCAGUGAGAGUUGUGCGAUAAGAUAUGCAUCCAACGGCGCCUUUAGGGCUUGACAUAUCAGUUGAUUAGAUCUGUGAGACGCAGCCGGCGCCAUAUUCUGCUAUUUACACAUGUAGGAAUUCGUCAA
Talaromyces proteolyticus is the source of this 1485-nucleotide messenger RNA. RefSeq lists its product as uncharacterized. Gene Ontology annotation, molecular function: metal ion transmembrane transporter activity. NCBI's taxonomy places the organism in Eukaryota, Fungi, Ascomycota, Eurotiomycetes, Eurotiales, Trichocomaceae. The transcript is spliced from 8 exons. The record is from RefSeq and is a predicted model, not a curated record. Gene Ontology annotation, cellular component: membrane. Bases 132 to 1307 code for a protein of 391 amino acids. Gene Ontology annotation, biological process: metal ion transport; transmembrane transport.